AUGCCCCGCUUUAAUCGACGGGAGCAGCUCCCGCUCCAUAUCAAGCGCACUAUUUGCGCGCACCACGUCGAUAACCACCGCCUACGUCAUGUUGACAUGGCGAGGUGGUGUUACUCGCAGUACGGAUUGCGCCCAGAUCGCUCCACUGUCGGCCGCAUAUUGAAGAGCGCCGUGCGAUGGGCUGUCACGGCAACCGGCGACAACCAAGUGCGCCGUCGAGGUGGCGCAUGGCCUGAGCUGGAGCAGGCCAUGGCGCGGUGGAUCGCAAACGCAGGGCCCACUAGUGUGCCUCUGACGCUACAGACCAUUCGCGACCAUGUCGCGACGAUGGCACGGAACAUGGGCAUUCCGCCCACAUUCCGCUGCUCCGUCGACUGGGUGCGCCGUGCUUUGCGGCGCCAGGGAGUGAGGUGCCGUGCAGCACAAGGCGAGGCGGCUAGCGCGGACAUGGCCGCCGUGCGCCACGCACGUGAGAAGCUGCCGCAACUCCUCACGCAUCUCGAUGUCACCCCGCGGGGCACUUUCAACCUCGAUGAGACGGCGCUCUGGCUGUCCGUCCUCCCUCGGCGCACUUACAGCAACAGCCGCAUUCCCGGCCGCAACGUAUCGAAGGAGCGGCUCACCGUCGCAUUGCUCGUCAAUGCUGACGGGAGCCUCGUAUUCCGACCGCUCGUGAUCAGUAAGGCGAAGCGGCCGCAUGAUUUCCGCCCGGAUUAUGACCCUGAAUCCCUUUGCUACUGGCGGCACAACGCGAAAGGCUGGAUGACCUCGCCGUUAUUCACACAUUUCAUAUCGCAGCUCAAUGAUGCGAUGUACGCCGAAGGUCGCAAGAUCGUGGUGCUGCUCGACAACGGGAGCAGCCACAUGCUCCGCUCUGAGCUCGCAUUGAGCGAGAUCGUCUGCGGGAUGCAGACGACCUGCAUGAGCAACGUGCGGCUCGUCUUCCUGUCGCCGAAUACCGCCGCAUUCACACAGCCGAUCGAUCAGGGCAUCAUAGCCACCGUAAAGGCCCGCUACCGACAGCAUUGGCUGCGGGCCUUCUCAGCCUUGUGGAAUGGCUACGGCGCGACUUCCGCCGUCGCGCGUUUCCGCCUGAACUUGCGCGAUGUCCUCGCGUGGCUGUCGGACGCGUGGACCUCCGUCGACGCGCGCACCAUUCAACGGUGCUGGUGGCGCACGGGGUGUCUGCCGCUCUCGUGGUCCCUUGAGCUGACGCAUGUACACGACGACGAGCCCACCCCCGCCGUCUACCCCGACAUCGAGCCCGACGACGACGUCGACGAUAUCGGGACGCUCAUUAGCUGGCUCGCCCUCGGGAAUGCGGCGAUGACGACCGCAGAGUACGUCGCCAUCGACGACGGCGAGCCGACGUGCGCCGAGGGCGCUGCGAGACAGCCCAUGAUUGAGCCGGAGGAGGGCGUGCUCUGGCAGGCGCCGACGACCAUGCAAGCCGUCUACGACGACGCCGACCCCGUGGGCCGCGAAGCGCGGCGCACUGCCCGGGCGGCAUGCGAGACGCUCAUCGGAUAUGGACGGGCCACCCGCAUCACGCCGCGCGAUCUGUGCCAUCUGUUCGAUAUCCGCAACCCCAUCAUAAUCGUGCGGAUGGAGCGGGCGAGCCCGUCGUUCAACCUCAACGUGGCGCCUCAGCCCGUACCCUCCCCGGGCGCAACUCCCACGCCUAAGACCCCUCGUCCGCGCGGCCAUGUGCUGCCCGGCUGGAUGACCCGUCCGUCUCGCCGUCAGGAGCUGCUUGACGCCGGUGUGGGCGCCGUGAUGGAUGGGUAUGUGGACGCGACUGAGUGGAUGCGUCUGGGCCAGGUGGAGGAUGUUGAUUGGAAGGUGAGCGCAGCCGAGCUCCGCUUCGUGCUGCGCCGCUUCCCCCUCAUCCGCACGCUGCGCAUCCGCUUCUUCGGCCCCACCGUGCUUCCGGGGGCUCCGCGGGAGCAGCGCGCGGAGGACCGCCAUCACAAGCGCCCGGGCGGGGGGAGAUUGCGGGCGGGGGGAGUAACAGGGGCUGGGGACGGCGGAACAGAAGCAGCGGGAGGCGGCACAAGGGCAGGGGGAGGCGGAACAGGGGCCGCUACUACUAGGGGAGGAGAAACGCCGCACCAACCUCAAGCUGCCGCGGUGGCGGCCUCCGCUCCGCCUGCCCCCUCUUCUCCGCCUGCCCCCGUCCCCGCGUUUCCUAUCAGCGACGCGGAUGUUCUCGACGGGUCAGCCAUCGUGCGGCUUCUCUCGCUCAACACGCCCCUGCAGAUUCAGCAGGUUGCCGGCACGCAGGUGGAAUACCUCUCCAUCUGUAACUGCGGCGAGUUCGAGGUUCACCAGGGAUUGAGAACGUACAUGUGCGACACGAUCACCGCGUGGGGGCGCAGUAUUAGGCACAUCGAGAUGCACGACCCGAUGCCUUCCGCGGACGAGUUCUGGAAGUGCGUGGAAGGGCACCCGAUGCUUAGCAAAGUGACGGUGUAUAAUUGCACGCACUUAACGGACGGGUUUCUGCGCCACGUGGCCAAGUGCGACGCGUUGAAGGAGCUGUCGAUCGCCAGCUGUCCGAACGUGAGUGGUGGCGGGUUUGCUGAGCUGGCGGUGACGUGUCCCGGAUUGGAGGGGAUGGUUCUGGAAGAUCUGAGUCUGUCCGUGGUGGCCAAGAAAGCGCGCAGUACGCCUGGCGGAGGGCGAGUGGGCGGGGGAGGGGCGGGGGAAGGGGCAGGGGGAAGGGAAGGGGAAGGGAGAGCGGAAGGGAGGGUGGGGUUGGAUGGGAUAGCAGCGGAAGGGGAAGCGGAGUGGAUCCGGGGAGGGGAGGGAGAAAGGGUUGGGGGAGGGGCAGGGGAAGAUGUGCGGAUGGGCGAGGGGGGAGGAGAGGCGGAGAGAGGGGUUGGCGGCAUGGAGGGUGGUGAUGGGCUAGAGGGGGCCAGGGCGGCUGAGGGUGCAGGGCGGCCGGAUGGGUUGGAUGGAACGGUGAGCGUGAGUGGAGAGGCAGAGACAGCAGAAGUGCAAGCAGCAGCAGAGGGGACAGUAGCAGCAACAGCAGCAGCAGGGCGGGGUGGCAAUCUAGCUGCCUCCUUCCCCAACCUCUCCUCCUUGAAAAUCAUCAACUGCACGCUCGAUGCCCAUUGGCUGGAAAUGUUUGCCGGGCAGCUGCCCGCCCUGCGCAGGCUGACCGUCAUGGCCUGCCCGGACCCACUUGACCGGUUUUUUCUGACCGCUGCCCGAACAGCUGCCCGGCUGGAGAGUGUUGAGAUUGUUGACUGCGAGGGCGUGAGUGACCGUGGCAUUGUGGCUCUCCUGAAAGGCUGCCCGACCAUUAACUCUCUGACACUGAGUGGGUGCGAGGGCGGGAGGGGAGGCGGAGGAGAGGGAGGAGGAACAGAAGGGAGGCGAGAAGGAAGAGGAGGAGAAGGGAGAGGAAGGAGAGGAGAAGGAGGUGAGGGGAAUGCGGCGAGCGUGACAGAUGAGAGUUUGCGGGCAGUGGUGGUGCAUGGAGUGGGGCUGCGAUCGCUGCAGCUCAAAUGGAGUCCCGGCUUCUCUGGCCUGCAGCUUGCCAGAGACGUGCUGGGCUGCUCUCUGUCUCUCUUGUCUCCACCUGCUUCUCGGGCGGCAUCUUUUGUUCCAAUUUCGACAGCGGGACCUGGUGCUCCUGUGUUGCUGCCGCCCCGUGGUGUGGAUCCCCAUGGGUUGCAGUCAGAUGUGCUACAAACGCAUGUGCUGCAGUUACAUGCAUCACACACUUUGCAGUCACACCGGCUACAGUCACACGUGCUGCCGCUGUUGCAGCUGGGGUGGAGUGGACUGGAGUUUCUCCACCUGGAGGGGUUGGAUGGGCUCUCCGAUUCCUUCCUGCUGCUCGCUGCUGCCACCUGCCCCCACCUCUCCACACUCGCCGUGGAAUAUUGCAGGGAAAUUUCAGAGGCAGGGCUCAUCCCUCUAGUCCAAUCCUGCCACCGCCUGCAGCACAUGUGCUUCUCUGGCUUCCGUGCCACCCACCUCUCCGACCUUCUCCUUCACACCAUCGCCUCGCACUGCCCGCUGCUCUCCACUCUCUCCCUCCGCGCCUGUAACGGGGUUACCACACACGGCGUCGUGCGCGUGCUGCAGGGGUGCGGGCGAAUCGAGAGGUGCCAGCUGGCGCGGUGUCAGGAGGUGGACGAGGAGUGGGUGGUGAGAGUUGCGAGGGAGGUUGGGGAGGUGCGGGCUAGAGGAGCAGGAGGGAGCAGUAGAGGUGCGGGGGAAAUGCCCGUGAUUGAGAUAUCCUGA
Molecule: messenger RNA, 4260 nt
Organism: Closterium sp. NIES-65
Lineage: Eukaryota; Viridiplantae; Streptophyta; Zygnematophyceae; Desmidiales; Closteriaceae
Source: the annotation of a GenBank genome assembly